Molecule: messenger RNA, 699 nt
Organism: Myxozyma melibiosi
Lineage: Eukaryota; Fungi; Ascomycota; Lipomycetes; Lipomycetales; Lipomycetaceae
Exons: 2
Coding region: 167-547 (126 amino acids)
Source: RefSeq, a predicted model, not a curated record
UGCGAUAGAAGUGAUAUUCGACGAUAGAGAGCAAGGCAGUCUGCACGUGUGGAGAGCAGAAUGAACCCUAAACCGGAAACAGCACGUCGUCAACAAAAAAGUAAACACUCGUGUCUGCACACCCACACCCACUACACAACACCACCACCACAGCACAUCAACAAAAAUGCACCGCGCCUCAAUAUCCAACCCACAAUCCAUGAGCAGCAGCGGCGGCUUCCACUCCCGCGCAUCAAUCGAGCCAACGAGCAUGCGACCCCGGCAGAUGUCGCAUCUGCACUCGCAGCUGGCGCAGUUACAAGCCAACCUGAGUGAUCUCGAGAGUCUGCUGCGCGUUACGGCCGGGUCUUUGUAUGUAUUUUUAUUUUUGAAAAGGGAAGAGAGAGAGGGGAGAGAGGGGGCUAAUGAUGAUGAUGCAGGUUUAUGGCGGCAGGACGCGUGUUUGAGCGGGAUGCGAUGGCGGAGCAGCAGCAACCCCAGCAGCAGCAGCAGAGACAGGAAAGCAGUAUUGUUGAUACGUCGACGUCGUCUGUUGUUUAGAGUAUGAGAGUAUGAGGAGAGGGUGUUUGCUAUAGUUACAGGUUUAUAUAUGACGAGGUUGUGGAUUUGCUCACGGCGUUUGUUUGUUUGUGUAUGCUGUGUUUUGUUUGUUGGAUUGUUUCACUGCUCUAUGUUUUUCUAAAUCUACGCUACGGUUCU